GCCAAACCCCUUCGGUCCUCCUUUGCACGAUUGACCACCACACUAAACGAUGUCGGUGCAGUCUGUCUUCCAAGAAGAAAAGAACCCUCGCGGGAUCCCAAAAGCUCCCUUCAUUGUCAAUGUCGAGGAGUAUCUCGGCGGCACCGACGGAUCCGUCGAGAAUACAAUCAAGUCGUUCCAAGACGCUAUUGCGAAGUACCGCUACAUGGAGUCAAACCUGACGCAGCGCCGGCAGGGUCUCGAGGACAAGAUCCCUGAUAUAAAAAAGACGCUCGGGAUGGUGGAGUUCUUGCAUGCCAGACGCGAAGGUAAAGGCAAGGUAGAUGAAGACGAGGAUGAUCUCGAUGAUGAGGAAGACGACGUAGAGGAUGCUCAGAAGCAGCUCACGACCACGUUCGAGCUGAACGAUACAUUAUACGCCGAAGCAACACUCGAGGACACGGAUACGGUCUACCUCUGGCUCGGGGCCAAUGUCAUGCUCUCAUACAAACUCCCCGCCGCGAUCGCGCUCCUCACAUCCAAGCUCGAACUCGCCAACACAAGCCUAUCCACAACGAUCGAGGACCUCGAGUUCCUCCGCGAGCAGAUCACCGUCAUGGAGGUUAACACUGCCCGCGUGUACAACUGGGACGUCAAGCGCCGCCGCGAGCAGCGAAUAGCGGAGGAGGGCAGCGGCGCGGCUGCGAAGCAAAGCUAGAGUAGAGUGGAUUCGGAGAUGGUUUUGUAGUCUUACUUGCUUUGAUCUGCUUCCGCACGUGUGUCGCAUGUGGGCGGGGUUGAGAGCUGGAGCAUGGUCGUGUGGCAUGGAGGUGUCGAAUACAAACUUUUUGAUCAGCAGGACCAGCCGACUUAACACUGUAGAAGUGUCACACGAGAAACGAUAGUAUGUAUGCGGCCCCGACGCCGAGCAGACAGACACCUUGCAAUAUAUACAUACAAAAG
Coniophora puteana RWD-64-598 SS2 is the source of this 942-nucleotide messenger RNA. RefSeq names its product Prefoldin subunit 3. The coding region runs from base 50 to 697 and encodes 215 amino acids. The transcript is spliced from 5 exons. Lineage: Eukaryota; Fungi; Basidiomycota; Agaricomycetes; Boletales; Coniophoraceae. Gene Ontology annotation, biological process: protein folding; tubulin complex assembly; microtubule-based process. The record is from RefSeq and is a predicted model, not a curated record. Gene Ontology annotation, cellular component: cytoplasm; prefoldin complex. Gene Ontology annotation, molecular function: tubulin binding.